This is a messenger RNA of Penicillium macrosclerotiorum, 528 nucleotides long. RefSeq lists its product as uncharacterized. The coding region runs from base 1 to 528 and encodes 175 amino acids. Gene Ontology annotation, molecular function: acyltransferase activity, transferring groups other than amino-acyl groups. The transcript has a single exon. NCBI's taxonomy places the organism in Eukaryota, Fungi, Ascomycota, Eurotiomycetes, Eurotiales, Aspergillaceae. The record is from RefSeq and is a predicted model, not a curated record.
AUGUUGACACGAUUUUUAAUUCGCUCCGCACAAGAUGCUGACGGCCAUUGGACAGCGCAGAUAGCCGCUUGCAAGGACUUUGACUCGAACUUGAACGUGUUUGUCUGCCGUUAUCGCCUGGGAAGGCCCCGCGAGCCAAUGUGUGAUGGCCAAUUUGUUUGCUUUGGGGCUGACGAGACGGUCGUGACGAUUAGCUGCAGAGCAGAACUCUUGGCGGCGCAUACUGCAAGUACGGUUCCGCAUAUAUACGUCGGAUGUCAACUUUCCUUUCCCCGGACUGAGCCCUUGAUCCUGUUGCCAUCCGUCGGCUUGGCGAAGACAGAGAACGGAUCGCGUCUAGGCGGAUUGGAAAUCCAGCUGGAGAUGCAGGCGGGCUAUGAGGACUGGUUGCGUGUUCAGAGCUUGGUGGUUUCCCCCGAACGCCAGCGCCAGGGACUUGGGAGGCAACCGAUGGACAAGGGUCUGCAGAGAGCGCAACAGGAUGUGGCUCCGGUUGGACUUGAAGCGAGUCUGGGUGAGCAAUUUUGA